Messenger RNA from Tetranychus urticae (two-spotted spider mite), 1202 nucleotides. Lineage: Eukaryota; Metazoa; Arthropoda; Arachnida; Trombidiformes; Tetranychidae. The record is from RefSeq and is a predicted model, not a curated record.
UUCGUGUGUGUUUGUUCAAAUUCAAUUCAACAUGUCAAGUGUAUUCAAACCGUCCUUUCUGAAAAACCUCCAAUUGUUAGCGGAUGCUAGUGGUCUAAGAUCCGCAGAAGAUCAAGAGAAGGCUGAACCAGGUCCAUCCUCAGUGCUUUAUGUGCCUGGGAAAUUCCAUCAAUCAAUUUCCAUUAUUAAACCGUGUACCUCAAGCGAGGAGUCAAUGGAUUCCACCUGUGAUUGCGAUUCUGAUGAUAGUCUCUAUCAGAGCAAGCCACUAGAUCUCUCUCUUAAAGUUCCUUCGGAACCAAUGCAGGAAAAUGUGGUUCGAGAGCCCCAACCAGAGCCAGAACUUGAGUCGGAACCAGAGUCAGAAUCAGAGUCAGAGUCAGAACGACCACUCAUCAUAACUGAUGAAAUGUACGAGCAGGCCGUUGAAAGUGCUCGUAAUGAUGGAUAUGAUGAAGGAAGAGCAAGUUUCGCACCCAACAUCGAGUCUCUGGCCAAAAAACUAAAAAUUCCUCUUCACAUGUUCCGGUCAAUUGCAUUUGUUAAUGGAGGCCAUGGAAUCAAGAACCCAAGACUUUCCAAUGGAAAUGUUAAGCGAAUGUUUAAACCAUGUUUGGAUGAUCCUUUAAGAUGUCCAGUUUGUGAGAAACGGUUCCGCUUGCCUCGAUUACUGAAUAGACACCUUAAAUGUCAUUUAGAUGAGAGACGCUAUUUAUGCACCUUUUGUGGCAAAGGCUUUAAUGAUACUUUUGAUCUAAAACGACACACCAGAACUCAUACAGGUAUUCGCCCAUACAAAUGUGACCAUUGCAAUAAGUCAUUUACUCAGAGAUGUUCCCUGGAAGCACAUGCUCUUAAAAUCCAUGGUAUUUCGCAGAGAUAUGCAUACAGAGAAAGAAGGACAAAAUUGUACGUUUGCGAGGCGUGUGGACACACUACCAAUAAACCAGAAACACAUUAUCUGCAUCUUAAAAAUAAUCAUCCUGAUUCUCCCGCUUUGGAUAAAGUCAACGACAAGCGUUUCUUCAAGUUUGAUGAUCCUGAUUUCCCCUUUGCUGAAUGAAAAUAUCAAUUCCUUGGCCAGUUCCAUUAUUAUCUAUCUCAUUAGAAUCGUCCACAAUUUUAUUGGUAUUUUUGAGCGUUACCAACAUUUUGCUACUUUUUUCACAAUCUCUUUUCAUUUCAAUUUGUUUAUUUGAAAC